UUGAGUUCACUUUUCUCUCUCAUCUUCCCUUCCCACUGACGCUCUUUUCCAAAAUUUCAAAUUCCCGCCGCGUUUCUUCCUUUUAAACACGGAGGGAAAAAGGAAAGCAAACCCCCAGUCUUGCUUCAACCACCGCUUCACUCCCUGAAAACACCUCCAAUUGAUUCUCCGGCGACGGACCGAAGAAUCCGUUUUCAGGGAAAUCAAUACUAAUGGACGAAGGCGGCAGCGGUGAUCUUACAGCGACGUCGUUCAACGACCUUCCGGCCGACGUCGUGAUGGACAUCCUGUCGAGGUUGCCGGCCAAAACCCUGAUCAGGUUUUCCUCCGUCCGCAAAUCAUUCCACUCCUUAAUCCGAACUCCCAUCUUCAUAGCCAAACACCUCCAUUUCCACUCGUCCAACACUUCUCACCUCUUGAUCGUCCCACCGAACCUUUCCAGCGGAAACCCAUGUUCUCUUCUCUGCGACAGCGACACAAACACAAGGCAGGCAACAUUUGAUCUCCCUCUCAAGACCAAAACCCCUACUGCCGAGGUCAUCGGUUCUUCCAACGGCCUCGUCUGUAUUGCAGACCGUUUCGGGCUUCGACAAGCCGUGUACCUGUGGAACCCCUCGAUUCGGAGGUACAAGACCCUCCCUCCCUCGUGUUUUUCCGAGCAGCUGAGGCACUGGAGUACUUAUGCUGUUAUUGGGUUUGGGUUUUGCGAAUUCGAUAGCGACUACAGGGUUGUGAGGGUUGUUUACUGCCCCGAUGAUUGUGGCAAUUUCAUGGGAAAAGUUAAGCCUGAAGUUGAGGUUUAUAGUCUGAAAAAGGAUUCUUGGAGCAAGGUUGCGGGUAUUGUUGUGCCCCGCAUUGCAGAAAGCGGAUCCGUAGCGUUUGCUAACGGGGGUGUGCAUUGGUUGGCGGCGAAAAAGAUACUUACUGCCUUCGAGGUUAUUCUUGCAUUUGAUCUUAAGGAUGAGGUUUUUCGGGAGUUGGGUCUUCCUAAAAAAUUGGUCAAGGUAUUUGAAGAAAGGGCCAUGGGCCUGGUCUCGUUUGGUAUCAAGGAAUUUGGAGGAUCACUUUCGCUUUUCGUCAAUUGCUUUCCUAGAGAUGAGAGCUGUUCUGUGUGGUGGAUGAAAGAAUAUGGUAAUGCUAAAUCUUGGACUAAACAGUUCACUGUUGUGCUGCCUCAUGGAAAGGUGGAUCGCGUGUUCGUGUUUACAAAGAGUGGAAAGAUUAUAGCUGAAACUUAUGAUAGGAAGCUGGUUUCGUAUGAUCCUGAAAAGAAAAAUGUUCAGGAUAUCGUGCUUGGUGAUGGGCGAUUUGGAGCACUGGGUACUUUCACAGAGAGCCUUGUUAUGCUAGAGCGAAGGAAACGUACCUUCUUUUGAUCCGGAGGAGAGCAGAUCACGACGGCUAGAUGAUCUUGGUCAGUUUCUAGUAGUAGUAGUAUUAUGGUUACUUCUUGUAGCUAGUUGCUGCAUGACUGGGCUUGAUGGAGGAGUUGCAUUGGCAUCUUUUGUUUUCUAUUUUGGACGCCUCUGCUCUUAUCAGUAUAAAUAUUGUAAUGCCAGAUUUCUAGCAGUUUGUAGGGCUUGGCGUCGUGACGCUUUGUUUUGUUGAUAUCUAACUGUCUCUCGAACUGGCUUCUUUUGUAGCUUCAA
Rhododendron vialii is the source of this 1649-nucleotide messenger RNA. Its product is annotated as F-box protein CPR1-like. The transcript has a single exon. The coding region runs from base 213 to 1376 and encodes 387 amino acids. Gene Ontology annotation, molecular function: protein binding. The record is from RefSeq and is a predicted model, not a curated record. NCBI's taxonomy places the organism in Eukaryota, Viridiplantae, Streptophyta, Magnoliopsida, Ericales, Ericaceae.